Messenger RNA from Aspergillus tubingensis, 2382 nucleotides. Its product is annotated as putative C2H2 zinc finger domain protein. Bases 1 to 2382 code for a protein of 793 amino acids. NCBI's taxonomy places the organism in Eukaryota, Fungi, Ascomycota, Eurotiomycetes, Eurotiales, Aspergillaceae. The record is from RefSeq and is a predicted model, not a curated record. The transcript is spliced from 4 exons.
AUGCCCGGUGUUCCCUAUGCUACCUCAUCGAACUAUGCUCCAUCCUCUCCGCACUCGCCAGUAUCGACUUCGAGAAGUAUCAGUCCAAUUGAUGGGCUGCAUCUAGACACGAGCUUUCUCACGGACGGAUCGAUGAACGAUAUGGCGGGUGGGCAUAUGGCAAACAAUGGCAUACAGGGCCUACCUGUGGGCGAGGAUAACCCAUUGUCACUGGUAGUCCCUACUAUCUCUCAAGCGCAGGGUGGCAUGCACGCCAAUCAUCUCGGUUCUAUUCUGUCACAACUUGCGACUGCAGUUGAAACGAAACUGCCACAGCAAGAUGCAGCUUAUCUUUAUGAAAUGAAAGACCUGCUCAAUGCCAGCCACAACAGACUUAUCAGGAUGAUUCAGCACCAGAUUGAUAUCAUAGAGUAUCCAUCUCAUUCGCCCGGUUCGUCUGACUCGCCUGGCAGCCCGCACAAUGGAUACAACUACAUCUGCAAACUCUGCCCCAAUGGAAGGCGCAAAUAUUAUACGGAUCGAGGAAACUUCAGGCGUCACGUCUCAGACCAACAUCACUCUGAAUUUCGCUACCUGUGCCUAGCUUAUCCAAAUUGCUGCUGGAAAGUCGGUUCGACCAAUUCAAGCGCAAGCCAGAGUAGACGGGGCAGUGAUGAUCGUGGAGGAGGGCACAAUAACGGACCUGGCUUCGGUGGGAAUUUCUUCUCUGGAGGUGGUUUCGGUCAAUUUGGUCCACACCAGUUCUACCCUGGCAACAAUGGGGGUUUUUCUUCGACCGGUGGCGGUCAGAAUAAUGGCCAUUAUGGUAACAGUUUCUCUGGCUACAGGGGCGCUACAGACCGAGAUGACGAAGAGUCUACCUCAGGCUACUCCUCCGGUGAAGCUGAUGCUGUCUCAGAUAUAGCUCCAUCAUCGUCUUGCUGCUCCAGCGACGUACCACACACGGUGGAAGUUCCUGCCCCAUCUAAUAUCACAAGCCAGCAUUUGGCACUGAUGCAGAUGGCAGAGAGAGCUGAAAGCUGCGACUCGGUCUCCCACGGCGAGGAUUGCCCGCCAUCCACACCUGGUGAAACGGAUAUAAGCAACCCGGGCGACGAAGCUUAUGCUCAUAUAUCACGGCCUUCCGGUAACACGGAUCCAACAACCAAGCGGAGCUUCCGUCCUGUGACUGAAGAUUGCUCCGAGAAGCGGUGUCAAGGCUGUGGACACAUUUUCGACGAUUGCGACAAGUGCCGUCGUCUAAAGGGAACCUCCUUCCAGUGCCACUUGUGCACAGACAGUAGCUGCAAGCUCCAUGCUUUUGAGGGAGACCCCAAAGGAAGCGGAGAACCACAAAGCUGCAAGCAGGUAAUUGAUGAAGGUGAUAUAGGUGUUCUUGCGCGCCCACUCCGGGCUGAUCAUUGUUCCCUGUCGCCAACUGAGCACCCUCGGGAGUCUCCGUCUCUCGGUGAUUAUGAUCGGCAUACACAAACUGAAGAAGGUUAUCAUCUAGGAGCUCGAAAAUCAUCGGGUGGCCAUACCCUUGGCUUGGGAGCUUCCAAUGAUGGGGAAGUACAUUCUGGCAGCCCUGGUUCUCUUAGUCGGGAUUCGCCUUUUGGCUUUGAAGUGACUUGCUCCCCGAUAGGUCUGGACACUUCAUAUUGCCAAGCGCUACCUUCUCUGGACACCAAAGUACCACGAGAAAGAAUUAAAGCUGCCGAUGGAUAUGGAAGCGGUAAGCUAAUGAUGACCGAGGAGUUGAAACAAACACUCGAUAUAUUGUCUGUUGCGGAGUCGACAUAUCAGUCGUACGAAAUCCUCUCAUUCUGUGUCCUGAGUGCAGUGCAAGAGUUCUUCGACCAGAUGCUUGUCUCUUGGCUCGUCUGCGAGGCCGCCCUCCUAAAAUCAGUGUCAUUGUCGUACUGUAUCGGUGGAAAGGGCAUUUCCUGGGAACGAACCGAGUCCGCCAUUAGUCGGCGCUACCUACCCUAUCCAUGGGAAAGGAUGUGUUACCAAUCCACAGCUAGACGAAUUCCGCGGAGAAAGCAUUCACUGCUGCGAACGAAGCUACAAGUGAUCUCCGGGGUUCUCAUACUGCGUGCCACUGUUAUGAAGAGGAAGCCAUUGAUGAAUUUAUCCACAGACACUUCCGCGGAAGUUUCCGAGCCUAGCAAGGUAGGCACUGAGCUCCAGGUAAUUGAAUCAGGUAUCCAUGCGGCCCCAUCUAUCGAAGUGAUGUUCAGCCGAGGCACAGAGGUGGUAGCGGACGCAUUCUCCAGCUUGAUCACCGGCGUCAUGUCUGCAACAGAAGAAGAGAUGGAAUACUUCAAGCCCCUAUCCGCGCAUAUUUCGAACCUCUUCACAAGGGGAUCGUGGCUGGGAGAGGAGAGCCUGACUGAGUGA